This is a messenger RNA of Oncorhynchus kisutch (coho salmon), 2179 nucleotides long. RefSeq names its product eukaryotic peptide chain release factor subunit 1-like. Gene Ontology annotation, biological process: translational termination. Gene Ontology annotation, molecular function: translation release factor activity. The record is from RefSeq and is a predicted model, not a curated record. Lineage: Eukaryota; Metazoa; Chordata; Actinopteri; Salmoniformes; Salmonidae. The transcript is spliced from 11 exons. The coding region runs from base 220 to 1551 and encodes 443 amino acids.
ACCAGAAAUUUACCUCAGUGUUUCUACGUUUCCAGGAAGUCCCACAAGUGAGCCCCGAUCUCACCACGCGAAGCCUAUGGAGUGUGGUAGAGAGGAACCGGCACAAGAGGCAAGUGGACAACGUCAUUUCACCGACGACCGAACUAGAGCGGCAGCUGUAGCGCAGAGACCGGAGUGGCUUUGCCGGAGGCAGGUGCUGAAGCGAUUACAGCAGGAAAGAUGGCGGACGACCCUAACGCAGCGGACAGAAACGUGGAGAUAUGGAAAAUCAAGAAGUUGAUUAAAAGUUUGGAAGCUGCCCGAGGUAAUGGAACCAGUAUGAUCUCGCUGAUCAUUCCCCCUAAGGACCAGAUCUCCAGAGUGGCCAAGAUGUUGGCUGAUGAGUUUGGGACAGCCUCCAAUAUCAAGAGCAGAGUCAACAGGCUCUCUGUGCUCGGGGCUAUUACCUCUGUACAGCAGAGACUAAAGCUAUACAAUAAGGUGCCCCCUAACGGCCUGGUGGUGUACUGUGGGACCAUUGUGACAGACGAGGGCAAAGAGAAGAAAGUCAACAUAGACUUUGAGCCUUUUAAACCCAUCAACACCUCUCUGUACCUCUGUGACAACAAGUUCCACACUGAGGCACUGACGGCCCUGCUGUCUGAUGACAGUAAGUUUGGUUUCAUAGUGAUCGAUGGUAGCGGGGCUCUCUUCGGGACACUCCAGGGGAACACCAGAGAGGUUCUGCACAAGUUCACAGUGGACCUGCCCAAAAAACACGGCAGAGGAGGUCAGUCUGCUCUGCGGUUUGCCCGUCUGAGGAUGGAGAAGAGGCAUAACUAUGUGAGGAAGGUGGCUGAGACAGCUGUCCAGCUCUAUGUGUCCAACGACAAGGUCAACGUUGCUGGAAUGGUCCUAGCAGGGUCUGCCGACUUCAAGACUGAGCUCAGCCAGUCCGACAUGUUUGACCCUAGGUUACAGGCGAAGAUUCUGAAGCUGGUGGACAUCUCGUACGGAGGAGAGAAUGGCUUCAACCAGGCCAUCGAACUGUCGGCAGAGGUCCUCUCCAACGUCAAGUUCAUCCAGGAAAAGAAGCUCAUAGGGCGGUACUUUGAUGAGAUAAGUCAGGACACGGGGAAGUAUUGUUUUGGGGUGGAGGACACACUCAAAGCCCUGGAAAUGGGAGCUGUGGAGAUCCUCAUCGUCUAUGAGAACCUGGACACCAUGCGUUACAUCCUUCGCCUGCACGGGGCCGAGAGCAUCGGAACAGAGAACGAUGAGAAGACUCUGUAUUUAACACCAGAGCAGGAGAAAGACAAGUCCCACUUCACAGACAAGGAGACUGGGCAGGACCACGAGCUGAUUGAGAGCAUGCCUCUGCUGGAGUGGUUCGCCAACAACUACAAGAAGUUUGGAGCCACGCUGGAGAUCGUCACAGACAAGAGUCAAGAAGGCUCCCAGUUUGUCAAGGGCUUUGGAGGCAUCGGGGGAUGCUUGCGGUACAGGGUGGAUUUCCAGGCCAUAGAUUACCAGGCAGAGGACGAUGAGUUUUUCGAUUUAGAUGACUACUAGGUAGUAGGGGAGAAAGAGGGGGAAAAAACCUGCAAGAAUGAAUGAAGAAAUAAGGAAAGAAAAAUGACUUAUCUUUUGCAGGAAGUGAGAGGGGACAGACAUAUAGACAGACAUACAUUACAUUCAAUUUUAAAUGCAUAUACACACACUUCCACUAACGCUCACACAGGCUGAAGAGUGAAAUUUUAUUUCAAUCCAUAGAGGGACACAACCCUUCCUGAAUGAAUCCCUGCCUUAGAGUGCUGGUUCCUUCCCCUGGUUGGAUUGGACUUAACUCAAAUAUUUUUUGUUCGUAGAUUUUUUUCCCCCCUCCAUUUUGAAUGAACACAACAGCAAGUUCCCAGCAAUCCUCACUCGCUGCCACCCACCAUCCCCCUGGUCUGAUUAAGACGGUCUGAUGAAGACUCUGGACUCACUCCUCGCAUAUAGAAAAAAUAGAUUAUUUCUUCCCCUCAUCCUGUCCUUGCCCUCCCUCCUUCCCCCCCUUCAAUGCGUAAAAAAAAUGCAUUUCAUUUUUUUAUUGGUUCCUGCUGUUGUAAUUUUAUGAGAGCGGGGAAUUUUUUUUUUUUUUUACCUGGAUUUCUGUAGCAAAGGGGAGGGGGUAUUAAAUUUGAACUGCUCAAAACCA